UUAAAAACUAAUCAUACUUUAUAUUGUGUAAAGUGGUUUUAUAAUUGUAAUUGUUUAUACUUAUGCUACGACAGCUAGCUAAGCGGAAAUAUUGUCUUCUUCAUAAAAAAUGGAAUGGGUUCUCAGAAGCCCUCAGCUCCAUAGCACAUUCAGUAAUCUUGGAUUUUUACAUUCAGAUGGAUAUCACGUAAAUGAACACUGUAACGCUGCUUUAGAAACUAUUUUACAUAAUAUAUUAACAGAAGAUAAAUAUUUAUGUACCUAUCGUAGAAGUAUUAGUUUCGGUCAAAACAUAAAAAAGGAUCUUAUUCCAUUACUGAUUAAUGCAAAAGAAGAUAAAACUAUUGAACUAGUGAUAAAAAUAUUAGUUAAUUUAACUAUACCUAUAGAAUGUCUACUUUCUAUGGAUGCAAUUUCGAAAACUGGCUUCGGGAGACACACUAUAUUUGAAGUUAACAAUUUACUAGCAACUACUAAACUUGCUCUGACAGACCAUCGGGCAACAAAGGUUAUAAUAGAAUUUUUGAAAAAAAAUUCAAACUUAGAGCAAAAAAGUAAACUUUCUUCGGAGCAAUGCGUAAAUAUUAGCAACACACUUCUAUUUCUGCGUAAUAUCUUGUAUAUACCUGAACAUGUGAGCGAGCUGAGUCUCGCCUACAAUGGCUCCCAGCACAGCGUGCAAAAUCAAUUACUAUGGAACUUGUUUAGCCAAAACUUUGACAUAGUUCUUAUAAAGCUUAUGUGUAUGCCAGAUGCGACCAAUUGGGCAGUUACAAUGGUACAAUUAAUAGCCCUAUUAUAUAAAGAUCAGCAUGUGACAACAUUACAUAAACUUCUUAAUUUGUGGCUCGACGCUUCUAUAUCUGAAAGUUCUGAAGACAAUGAGAGUAAUACGUCACCACAAGACAGAGGUAGUAAGAAUUCUUCGCCAAAUUUGACUUCCAAUCCAACCUCUGAUUCGUCGGACGCCGGCGGAAGCGGCAAAAGUAACGACGAAGCCAAUUUUUUGAACAACGACUGGGAUGCUUCUUCAAGAAACAACAUGAACAGAAGCCAACCAUUCCAGUUCCCGCGUUCCGCCGACAAUCACGUCUAUAAUAAUAGCGGCGAUAGUGGCGAUGGUUGCGAUGGUGGCGAUGCUAGUGACGGCGUUGAUAAUCUCAAAGAUACCAUUAAAAGUGAUACGCCGGUUUCCGCAUCAGAUUCAAAUGAAAAUGAUAGUGAAAAUUAUAAACAGAGAAAAUCAGAAAAGAAAGUAGUCAUAUCAGGAAACUCUGAUUACGGUUACGUCACUCAGAUAGAAAACCAGGAGUCGAUAUCCACAUCGAGCAACGAAGAUGAGCUGCCAACUAAAAAACCUUUGCACCAAAAACCGCACACGAACAAACAGAGAAUUAACAAUAAAGUACGGUCGACCCUCACUCUUCAGGAAAGAAAAAGAAAAAAAAUCGUCAAGAAAGGAAGAAUUAAUAUAACAACACUGCAAGGGCACAAUUCGCUGACCGACGACGAUAUUUCCAAUGUUUUAAAAGACUUUACAAUUAAUUUUCUGUUAAAAGGAUAUAAUUCGUUAGUGAAGACGUUGCAUAAAGAAAUUUUGACUAAUGCUCAACUCGAAAUUGAUACAUCGCAUUUUUUUUGGCUCGUUACAUAUUUUUUGAAGUUUGCCACACAAAUUGAACUCGACUUGGAUCACGUUUGCUCAGUGCUGUCAUUUGAAAUCAUUUCAUAUUUGACAGCGGAAGGAGUAAAUCUUUGCGAACAGUUUGAAAUCGCCAGGAAAUUGGACGGAAAUGACUUGAAACCUAACGUUCGAAGAUUGCAUUUGGUGGUGACAGCCAUCCGAGAAUUUGUUCAGACGAUUGAGUUGUAUAAGAAAUCGCCGCAUACUUGUGAUGAUGACCAAGACAAACUGGUGUCGCUGCAAAUGAAGAUGUGUGAAACGGAUGAAUUGCGCUCGCUUUUAGUAUUGCUUUUACGUAAUUACAAUCCUAAAUAUCAUCCGAAACAAUAUUUACAGGACCUUAUUGUCACCAACCACAUUUUACUGAUGUUUUUGGACAACGGUAUGAAAAUGCCGGAUUACAAAGGCUCGGCCAGUAUGCCCGAUCAUAUAAAACAGUUUGCAACACCUGAAAUAAUGUCCCAAUAUGGGAUUUUGUUGGAGGAUUACGAAUGCAAUGGGGAGUUCGUCAACGACUGCAUUUUCACCAUGAUGCACCAUGUGGGCGGAGAGUUGGGAUGCGUCAAAACUUUGGUUCAGCCCAAGAUUUUAAAAACUUUCACAUCCAUAUGUCAAGCUGAGUUCGAGAUUUGCGAUGAUUGGUCCGAUCUUAUUGAGUACGUUAUAAAUACAUUCAUAAAGAAACCUCAAUCGUUGCAAUGUAUUGGAACCAUCCGACUUGAAUCUGAGAAGUUCGAUGUAGACCAAAGCAAAGAAGCAGGAAAAGACGUCGGAGUCAAAAGAAAGUCAACUACAAGCAGCGUAACGAAUGCUAAUGAGAGAUGGACAGAGAACGAGAUAUCUUCUUUGAGCUGGAACUAUAUUCAGUGUAACACAACGUCUGAUGUGAUCGGCGAAGUACUGAAAUUAUUUAAAGAGGACGGCAUAAUUAAAAAGAGGGAUUCCGUAAUAAAGGAACUUUUUAAACAGUCAAUAAUAAGCAAGGAAGAAUUCGAGAAACUUCUUAAAUCCGAAAUGGAUAGGAACUCUAAAGCAUUUGAAAUUAACAAAGAGAUGCGAGAUGACGAAAUAGGAAAGCUUUGCGAACAGUUGGCCCAGGAUGGCAAGUCGAAGUUUUUGAAUUGGGUACAAACAGUGUUACUCGACACUUGCUAUGCCAAAAUAUAUUUCGAGAAGAAAGCACAAAUGGACAUAGAUUUUACGAACAAAGACAAAGAUAUGGAUAAUACAAAGGACCCUAUCGCCUCUUCUGUGUCGUAUCAUUCAUUGGUUUUAAAACAAUCCGUACCACUGGUGCCGUGGAAUUGCGAGCAAGCUUCAAUAUGUAAGGAUUUAAAAUUUCUGCAGCUUUUGCAUAAGCUCGGCUUCCACAUGCCCGUCGACUCUGGCAAAGUGUUUAUUCGUAUACCUCACUUCUGGACGCCUGACUUUAUUUUCGAUGUGGCAAGUAAAAUAUCACCGAUUGAAAAAUCUAAAUUAAAGUUUUCUGUGAGUGAAGCUAUGGAGAGCAGUGUGAAAAACUCAAAUCAGCGAAAGUCAUUAGCGUUGCCCUCAAUCACAAAAGACACUAUAAUGACCACUCGUCUUGAUAAUUUCUAUCAAGUUAACAAACAACAGCAAUUUGGUGCCCUCGUUAACUUCACUCCUAUGCCUGGUUCGUCAUUCAGCUUGAACGAGGAUGAAUUUCAAAAGCCCAAUUGGCUCGAAAUAGUUCAGAAAUCUCAAGAAUACAAAAUAUCUUUCGAUGUUGGAAGCAGUAUUGUGAAGGAAGAGAUGGUGGAAGUGAAGGUAACGGAGGUGAAGGGCAGGUCGGAUCAGGAGGUCCGCGAGGAGCGGGGACGUGUGCGGGGGCAGGAGGCUGGGGCGGAGGCUGGGGCGGAGGCCGAGGAGGCGUCAUGCAUGCCGGACGCAGCGCUCGCGAUACCUGCCGCCACUAGCGCCACGAGCGCCACGACCACCACGAGCACCAAACCCGAUGUCAAAUAUAACUUGCACCUCAUGGAGUCUGAAUAUCACAACAGCGUGUGUGAGACGGCGUCGGUGGCGUCGGACCUGACGCGCAUGUACGUGUCGGACGAGGACGAGAAGCCGGAGCCGAUGCGGGCGCCCGCGCUGCCGGUGAAGGCGCUCUGCGACGAGUCCAGCGACACGCCCACCGUCGAGAAACGACCUAGAGUCACUUUCUUUCCUUCCUUUUGAAAGAGAAACAUUUACGUGGCGUAAUCACUUGAUACUAUUAGUUUGUAAUGCAGUAAUCAUUUUUUGCUUGUAGUGUUACCAUAUAUUGUAAGUUAUCUUCAUUGUUUGACCUACUCGAUGUUAGAUUGAGGAUCGAGUUUCAUUUGAUACUACUCGAUGUCUUAUAAUCGUUUUAUAAGUGCAAGUCGAUCUUGUCAUGCGGAAGGAAAGUAUAACAUCGUAAUGUGCCGGAAGUCUUCGGGCGGCUCCUUGUAUCGAGCGGCGUAUAGUUCGGUGGGCGACGGGCGGCGGG
Molecule: messenger RNA, 4175 nt
Organism: Papilio machaon (common yellow swallowtail)
Lineage: Eukaryota; Metazoa; Arthropoda; Insecta; Lepidoptera; Papilionidae
Gene: tim
Product: protein timeless
Exons: 17
Coding region: 110-3883 (1257 amino acids)
Biological process (GO): replication fork arrest; DNA repair; DNA replication checkpoint signaling
Cellular component (GO): replication fork protection complex
Molecular function (GO): DNA binding
Source: RefSeq, a predicted model, not a curated record